Daucus carota subsp. sativus is the source of this 1148-nucleotide messenger RNA. Its product is annotated as zinc transporter 5. The coding region runs from base 40 to 1065 and encodes 341 amino acids. Gene Ontology annotation, cellular component: plasma membrane. Gene Ontology annotation, biological process: zinc ion transmembrane transport. The transcript has 3 exons. Lineage: Eukaryota; Viridiplantae; Streptophyta; Magnoliopsida; Apiales; Apiaceae. The record is from RefSeq and is a predicted model, not a curated record. Gene Ontology annotation, molecular function: zinc ion transmembrane transporter activity.
UAUUGUUGUUCUACCGCUCUUCUCUUAAUUUUUCUCAUCAUGUCACCUCAUCAGUUUGUUUUAUUUUCUCUUGUAUUGUUUAUGAUUCCGAAUUUGAUUUUAGCUGAAUGUACAUGUGAUUCCGAAGCAGAGGAGCGCGACAAGAAUCUAGCUUUGAAGUAUAAGAUAGUUGCUAUAGUUUCGAUACUUGUAGCAAGUGCAAUCGGUGUUUGUAUUCCUUUUCUAGGAAAGAUAAUUCCGGCUUUGAGUCCGGAGAAGAAUUUGUUUUUUCUGGUUAAGGCUUUUGCCGCGGGUGUGAUUUUGGCAACCGGAUUUAUACAUGUGCUUCCUGAUGCGUUUGAGAAUUUGACAUCUCCGUGUUUGAAAGAAAAUCCCUGGGGAAAAUUCCCGUUUACGGGAUUUAUUGCCAUGGUUGCAGCAAUCGGGACUCUAAUGAUCGAUAGUUAUGCGACUUCUUUUUAUAGCAAAUCACAUAUGUCUAAUAAAGCUCAAAAUACCGUUGCUGUUGCCGAUGUGGAGGACUCGGGGACUCACGUGCAUGGCCAUGUUCAUGGAGGUUUGGCUUCGGAGCCCUCCCAACAGCUUAUUCGACAACGCGUGGUAUCACAAGUACUGGAACUGGGAAUAGUUGUGCACUCUGUGAUAAUUGGAAUAUCAUUGGGUGCUUCGGAGAGUCCCAAAACAAUCAAACCCCUGGUGGCUGCACUCACUUUCCAUCAAUUUUUUGAGGGCAUGGGCCUCGGCGGAUGCAUCACUCAGGCGAAAUUCAAGUCUCGGGCAGUAGCUGUAAUGGCAUUGUUUUUCUCACUGACAACGCCGCUUGGGAUUUGUAUUGGAUUAGGGAUAACAAACAGUUACGACGAGAAUAGUACAACAGCCUUGAUUGUCGAGGGCAGCUUCAAUGCAGCAUCAGCAGGUAUAUUGAUAUAUAUGGCACUGGUUGAUCUGCUUGCUGUUGAUUUCAUGAGCCCCAAAUUACAAAACGAUGGAAAGCUCCAAUUGGGAGCUAAUGUUUCCCUUCUUCUUGGUGCUGGUUGUAUGUCUCUUCUAGCCAAAUGGGCUUAAAUUUUGGAUAUGUAAUCUGAAAAUUCCUCCAAUACAUGCUCAGUACUUACGUUAAUUUACAGAAAUUUACAAAUUCUUGGACA